This is a messenger RNA of Umbelopsis ramanniana AG, 1504 nucleotides long. RefSeq lists its product as uncharacterized. Lineage: Eukaryota; Fungi; Mucoromycota; Umbelopsidomycetes; Umbelopsidales; Umbelopsidaceae. The record is from RefSeq and is a predicted model, not a curated record. The coding region runs from base 99 to 1349 and encodes 416 amino acids. The transcript has a single exon.
AUUAUUGGAACAACGGCUCUGUUAGGUGUCGUUGGUUAUCGCUACGUUGAGGCGCAGAGAAGAGAGCAGGAAAGAGCCAAGGCUGGUGAGUAGCUUUCAUGUGUGUGUCAUACGAGCAACCAGCGUAUCUGAGAAUUUUGUAUCGUAUUCUAGGUGCCAUUGGCCGCACAAAGCAAGACACAGAAGCUCGGCUUGAAAUCGCCAAAAAGCAAGCCGGCGAUAUUUACGACGAUUCAAAGAGAAAAGUAGACUCCCACAGUAAGGAUGUAGCUGCCGCUAAGGACUCCUUGAUUGAUACAACCAAGAAGGAGGCCUCCAACGUCUCUAGCAGCGUGCGUGACGCAGCCAGUCAUAUCGCAGGAGAAGCCGAUACACUCUACGGCCAAGCUAAAAAAGUGGUGAAUGACGAAAAAGAUUGGAUCAAGAAAGAGUAUGAGCAUACAAAGCACACCCUUGGUCAAGAAAAGGAAGAAAUCAAGAGAGAAGCAGACAGAUUUGCCGCUGAACACCAUUUGAAGGAGGGUGAUACACCCACCGACAUCGUGGUAGCCAAAAGCCGUGGCGAGCGAAACGAAUUGGCUGAGGAGAUCAAGCACUCUUACGAUCAAACCAAGGGAAGAGUUCUGAGCGAAAAGGAACGCCUGGAAAGAGAAGCUAAAGGUAUUUUUGACAAGGCCGUCGGCGAAAAGGACCGUGUGGCCAAUCAAGCUAAAGGCUCUUACUACGAGGCCAAAGACCAAGCUAAAGGUUCUUAUUACGAAGCCAAGGAUCAAGCCAAGGGCACUAUUGAUGAGACCAAGAAGGAGGCAACUGGCUUCUGGGCUAGUCUAACUGGCAAAGCUCAAGAAAAGAAGGCGGAAGCCGAAAAGUCAGCUCAUGAUGUUUAUGAUAAGGCAGUGAACGAAAAGGACCACUUGGAGCAACAGGCCAAGAGCACCUAUAAUGAAGCCAAGCAACAAGCAUCUGGACUUUGGUCUGACGUCAAGGGCAGCGCUGAGCAAAAGAAGCGGGAGGCUGAGUACAAGUCGGACGACCUAUACAACAAGGCUGUUAAUAAGAAGAACGAGUUCGAACGCGCUGGACGACAAGCUGCAGAUGAGGCAAAGGGUACAUUUUAUAAUGCAAAGAGUGAUGCUGAACGAAAGGCAAACGAAGCUAAGUGGCGGGCUCAAUCUGACGCCGAUUACGUCAAGGCAAAGGCUGAAGGCAAGAAGAACGAGGCCGCUUCUACCCUUGGAUCCAUCAUCAAUGCCACCAAGGAGAAGAUCAACGACACCUUUGAUACUCGUGAAGACGGCCGCCGACCAGCCUCUGUGGUUGUAGCUGAAGAACGUCCCAUUGUUGCAUAAAUAAUUUUUUUUACACAUUUAUCUUUUGAUGAUUUGCUUUUAAUGCGCUUUUUUUUUUCUUGGUUGAGACAAGUGAAUCAAGUAAUAAAGAAAAAAGAAGAGGAAAACAAACUUGAAUGAAAAAAUUGUAGACAAGACGUUGGUAAAAAAACAUU